Molecule: messenger RNA, 1212 nt
Organism: Penicillium soppii
Lineage: Eukaryota; Fungi; Ascomycota; Eurotiomycetes; Eurotiales; Aspergillaceae
Exons: 2
Coding region: 1-1212 (403 amino acids)
Source: RefSeq, a predicted model, not a curated record
AUGUGGCCGAAACUCUUUCCCGGUAUGAAAUACAAGGGGAAAAGCUUUACUUGCGAAUGGAUGAAGUCUGCCAUGAAUUGUCCGCCCCUGUUCAGCGCAUGGCUCCACUCGGGCGCAGAGCACAUGAUCAUUCGACGGACAGCCUCUGGUGUUCAAAGUUCCACAUCUAAAAAGGACAAUUACGAAUUGCUUCUCAUGCGACAGGAAGCUAUUGUAGCAUUGAAAGAGGCCGUGAAUGACGGCCCUUAUACCACUGUCACGGACCAGCUUAUCAUGGCCGCCUUUGCUCUCGCGUUACAUCCACACGAGCGAGACAAAUUCCCAACCAUUCAGAGUAAAAUGGCUCCUCUAUCCAACCUGCAAUUGUUGACGCGAUUUACAAAUAUCGUGAUCAUUGACGGCCAUGUUCGAGGACUACGCUAUCUCGUACAGGCUAGAGGAGGAUUUAGAAAUCUGGAGAUGCCUGGGCUUCGCGAAGGACUGUCGACCUGGGAUCUCAUCGUAGCAAGCAAACGGCUGACAAGACCUUUCUGGCCACUGCAGACGAUAUUGCAGCUCGACAGUGCUGCUGAUUUCUUAGCUACAUUUGAACACAGCGACCCUGAAAUGCGCGAUAUACAUUUUCUUCUCUAUUCAAAGGUUUCACAGCACAUGGUAUGGGUAUUCCAUGCUCUCCGCGGAUACAGUUCUCUACUGGAAGGGUACGCCGAUGGACGCCUCUUCGAUCUCGAUCUGGGCUAUCUACUACAGCUACGAAACUUGAUCCACUACCACGUGUUAUCUCUCCCUCCUGCUUUGUCGGCUGAAGUUGGAACAGUGCCAUCUACAUACGAGCCAAUUCGAUUGGCACUGGCCAUCUAUAGCCUCCUUGUCGUGUUCCCUGUUUCAUUAAUGACGAGUCCCUAUCCGAAUCUGGCACGACUUCUCCGGUAUGAGCUGGAGCUGGUCCCUGAUGAGGAGUGGGAAUCAGUACCCUCACUCUUAUUAUGGUUGUUAACAUUGGGUGGGAUUGCGGCCCUUGAUACACCACAUCGGCUGUGGUUUGUUGCGCGAUUGCACUUGGAGAUCAGAGAGAUGAAUAUCUGCAGUUGGCAAAGCUUAGUACAAAUAAUGACUACAUUCAUAUGGCUGGAUACCCCUUGCGGCAUGGAGGGUAUGAUCCUGUGGAAGGAGAUUCAGCAGUAUGGUAGCUGCUUGCCGAAUACUUACUAA